AUUUAGGUUUCCGAACGCUGACUCGUGCAGCUGUCGUCUUCGUAUUACUUGCAGAACGCUAUUGUACGCGGUAAUUAACGAAUUACUUCCCUUCUGUUGAACACGAUUAUUUCAAGAAGAUUUGCCGCCACUCGGAGUCCAAAAAAUGUUUCUGGAAAUUAUCCUGACGCUCGUCUUGCUGCUGCUCUUCUUAAUCGUACGAGACAGACGGCCUGCUAACAUGCCUCCAGGUCCCUGGGAGGUUCCCUUCCUCGGACGCGUACCUUUGCUGCUCGGCACUGACGCUCAGAAACUGCGAGAGAAAUACGGCGACAUUGUGACUAUGCGCACUGGGUCGCUGCGCUGCGUGCUGCUGUUCGACUUCAAGACCUGCAAGGAGGUGCUUGGGCGGGCCGAGUUCGCAGGGAGACCCGACGUCUUCAGGGACAUCACUUUGGACGAUCAAAAGACUGGAGGUAUCAUUGUGAGUCAAGGCACUCAGUGGACUCACGAGCGUCGCUUCGUGUUGCGCAGCCUCCGUAAUUUGGGCAUGGGCAAGAGUCGCCUGGAGGAGGCCAUCAUGCUGGAGGCCAAGGAGCUGGUGGACGACAUCAGGAAAUACGAAGGACGCCCAACUACAUUCCCCAACAGCUUCAUCACGUGCUCCUUGAACAUAGUGUGGCAGAUGGUGGCAGGCCGGCGCUACGAUAUCAACUCGUUGGAAGUGGACAAGCUUUAUAAAGCCAACAAAGCACUUCAAGAUACCGCGACGCCGUUAUUUUUCCUCCCAAUGUUCUUCCCGUGGAUGAGAAAGCUGCCGAAGUUUGUGCGAAAUUUGUUGUUUAAAGAGCGCCUGCUCGACGACUUCAUCAAAUACCGCCAGCAGAUGGUCAACGAGACGAUCGAGGAACACGAGCGGCGCGACGUCGACGCUCUCGACCACGCCGAAGACCUCAUCACCGCCUACCUCCAGGGGAUGAAGGAGGGGGGGCCGGACAACCUCUUCAGGAAAGGCAGUCUCAUGCAGGUCAUCGCAGACCUGUUCUCAGCAGGUUCAGACACUGUGAGCUCAUCGCUGAAGUGGGUGGCGUUCCUGUUGGCGCGAUAUCCUGACGUGGCAGAACGACUGCGGCAACAGAUAGACGACGUCGUCCCAAGGGACGAAACCGUGUCGCUUCUGCAUAAGCCUAAGUUGCCGCUGCUGGAGGCCUUCAUCACUGAGAUGCUGCGCUUCUCUUCCCUCCUGGAGCUCAACCUCCAGCACUCUGCUCUUCAGGACACCAGCAUCCUGGGCUACUUCAUCCCUAAGGACACGUCCAUCACGGUCUGCAACUACUCCAUCCACUUCGACCCGCAAUACUGGAGGCACCCGCACGAGUUCCUCCCUGACCGCUUCCUCGACCCCGCCGGUAACUUCGUCGCGCCCAGGGAAGGCAUCUUCGCUUUUGGCCUCGGCAAGCGUCAGUGCGUGGGGGAGGCGCUGGCCCGAAUGGAGCUCUUCCUCUUCACCGCCGCCCUCGUCCAGAACUUCGACAUCCGCGCGCCGCGGGGCGUCACCCUCACCGACGAGACCGUCAACAGGAUGGGCGUCAGGUGCCCUCUGGACAAGCAGCUCUGCUACGUACCGCGAGGGUAGGACGGGCGUCAGGUGCCCUCUGGGCACCUGAUCUGGAUCAGGUGCCCAGAUCUGGACAAGCAACAUACCGCGGUCCGCGGGGGUAGAACGAAAUAGCCGUAAAGUUUGAUGGCAAUUUGCAAAUGUUUCAUUUUCUAAUCAUGCAUUUAAAACAGGAAGCGUUGCUACAUACUGCGGGAAAAAGCCCGACUAAGAAUCAACUGCGGUGGAUAUUUUGCGCGUAUUUUAUUUUUGCAAUUCUGUGCUCUGAAAAAGUGUCCUUUUCUGCGUCCUGACGCCUAAAGAGGUUUAUCAUAUCCUUAUAUUAUGUAGUUCUAUUAAUUUCUGGAACUAAACAAAUUUAUUCUUCAUCGUAAAAAUAAUUUUAAUCUAUCACUUGGACUUGUUAUGUAGUUGUAUGAUUAAUUUGGGUGAUGGUAAUUUAUUGGACUAAUAUUGAUAUUCAGUGUUAUGAGAGCACCGCAAACAUGUUGAAUAGAGCAUAACGCCUCUGCAUUGUUAUCUCGUGCGUGACAUUCACUGCGUCAGGAACAUGCGUCAUUGGCCUGCGUAAACGCAUACACGAACCUCAUCCAAGCCACGUUUAUCGAGUCGGGCCAUCAACUCCUAUUAUAAAAUUUUCUUCAGAUACGUUAUCAUCGUACACGUAUUUUUUUGGCCAAAUACUAAUAUCACACGUUGCAAUGCACCUGAACUAGCAGUCGCUUUGCACUAGGCACGUGCAAGUUUUCUCGAUGUUUAUUUACACCGCGAAAACGUUUGGCUGUUGACGCCCGUUAAGAACUCAAGAACGAGUGUCGAACGCGUUUUCAUUCGCUCGCUUGUUAACCGUGAACAAUUAUUAUGUUAACAAUUGUUAUUUUUGUUUUUGGUGUAAUAUGCAGCGUCCCGCAGUACCUUGCACGUGUUUAUUUUGUGGUAAAAAAACUGCAAGGAGUGACGACGAAUGUAUUAAUACUCGCUCACACCAGUGAAAGCCCAUUGUACCACUUCAGGUAUCACAAUAACUUAAGAUUACUUUUGUGUUGAGUUUAAGGCUUAAAUUGUGAUCGCAAAGACCUAUCAUCAUUGAACAUCUUGUACAGCGCAAUUCGCAAUGUUUGCACUUUUGCUCCAAGCUAAGCUCUGUUGAUGAAAUUUAAAUCUACGACUUAUCCAAUGACGACUACGACUUAUACUUAUCCUGCAAUGCAGAGUGUGGUCGAGUAGCGUUCCGGCAAAUACAUUACUGAGUAUUGUAAUAAAUUUGUAUUGUUUAACUUGGUGCUCUAUGUACAAAAGCAUUUGCAAACCUCAUAUAUUAUCUGGUUGAAACCAGCACUCAACUUCCUCUUGAUAUCCGUGUUAUUGAUACAAUUACUGCCUGUUGCUGUCUUUAAAGGCUUAACUGAUCUAAUGAAAUACCGUCGACUGAGAUCAAAUACACUGAACCAGUUCCUCAGCUGAUCCAGAUCUUGCUGGCACCAGCGCCUCAGCUGAUCCAGACCUUCCCGGCACCAGCGCCUCAGCUGAUCCAGACCUUCCUGGCACCAGCGCCUCAGCUGAUCCAGACCUUCCUGGCACCAGCGCCUCAGCUGAUCCAGACGUUCCUGGCACCAACGCCUCAGCUGAUCCAGACCUUCCUGGCAACAACGCCUCAGCUGAUCCAGAUCUUCCUGGCACCAACGCCUCAGCUGAUCCAGACCUUCCUGGCACCAGCGCCUCAGCUGAUCCAGACCUUCCUGGCACCAACGCCUCAGCUGAUCCAGACCUUCCUGACACCAGCGCCUCAGCUGAUCCAGAGAUCCAGGUCCUCUUGGGAUGCCAGUUCGAGCUGCGGGAGUCCAGUUGU
Messenger RNA from Hyalella azteca, 3446 nucleotides. Its product is annotated as cytochrome P450 2L1. Gene Ontology annotation, molecular function: iron ion binding; oxidoreductase activity, acting on paired donors, with incorporation or reduction of molecular oxygen, reduced flavin or flavoprotein as one donor, and incorporation of one atom of oxygen; heme binding. The coding region runs from base 146 to 1615 and encodes 489 amino acids. NCBI's taxonomy places the organism in Eukaryota, Metazoa, Arthropoda, Malacostraca, Amphipoda, Hyalellidae. The record is from RefSeq and is a predicted model, not a curated record. Gene Ontology annotation, biological process: xenobiotic metabolic process. Gene Ontology annotation, cellular component: cytoplasm; intracellular membrane-bounded organelle. The transcript has 11 exons.